AGAAAAUGGCGAGCGCUCCGCCUCCGUACUACUGGCUGCGCAAAUUGCGAUCCUAUUUUGUAUUGAACGACCGAGACUUAGAUGGUGUGAUAAGCAGAGAGGAUUUUGUAGACUACCCCGUCAACCGAGCGAAAACAUUCCUUGGAGAAACUAAGGCCAAGGACCUCGAGAUCCUGCUAUCGCAAGGAUGGACUGAUUUUAUCGGAGGAGAUAACCAGACUGCUACCUUCGAUGCGAUCAUAGGCAAAUUUGCUCGCACUUUCACCGAUCCCAAUUUCAGCGAGGUAAACACGAAGAUGGCCGAGCUAAUGUUUACCGCCGUUGACAUUAACAACGACAAUAUGGUGACUCUUGAAGAGUACACCAGAGUUCUGGAAUGCUUUGGAGUUCAUCCCCUGUCGGUCAAGCCAUCUUUCGAGGCACUGGACGCCAAUAAGGAUGGUCUGAUCAGCAAAGAAGAAUUCAUCGACGCAGCCCUUCAGUAUUUUCAAUGUACUUGCGAGAGUCCUGGGGCCCUAUUUUGGGGACCACUAAGAGCCUAAUUGGGGACAAUUAAUUUGAAAACAAUACUGGUUUGGUUUGCCGUGAUUUAAUUAAGACAAUGCUUUGCAUGACUAAGGUAUUGUGGAAUACAUUAUCUCACAUAAACAGUGGUGUAAAGAUACUGACGGUAGUUAUAACAGAGACUCAGCCCUCCUUGAAGGUUACCGUAACAUACAACGUGCGCUUUAGUGGGACAAUGUGAUGGACGGCGACUACACGUACCUAUACGAAUCAAUAAGAAGCGGACCCUGUAUCACAGGUGACUGGUGACUCUCUCGAACACACCACCGGUGCAAGAUUUAUCACACGCCAUCGGCACAAGUUUUAUCUCACGUUGGACGUUUAAGAUUUUGAAGUCAGCUCAUAGUCUUAAUUAUCGCCAAUAAUGGCAAUAUGUCAAAUUGGUAGUUUGCUACUGAGAAAGUUGGACUGAUUAAAGUUCUCUCACCAUCGACAUUCAUUCGAUAUUUAAACGUGCGUGCAGGAAUGGUCCAUCACGUUCAGACUGAUAUAUCACAAAUUAAUUGUUUAUCAACAUAAAACUGCAUUUGUAAUCGAAACAGGAAGAGUGUCUACAGUGUGUGUUAAUUACUAUAUUGUAACAGCUAAUCUCGUUUAGUGUCUCAACAGGUAUUUGGGGGUGGGGGGUGUUGAACUCCCAAGACGGAGCACGUUGAGUGUAUUGAAAAUCUCGAUUUUAAUUUGUAUCGAAAGGCUCACCAAAUCGGGGCAUAAGUAAGCUCAGCAUCAUUGCUAUACUUCAUGGGUACAUUUGGGUCGCAGAAAGCCAAUAUAUGUAGUUAUUUGUUUCACAUAUUAUUUUCAGUGUGUCGUGUCCAAAAGAGACAAAAUGCCAGGGUUUUCAAUUUACUCAACGUACUUUAACCCCCGACUUUAACCCAUUUUGAAUACCUCCAUGAGACAAGUAACCGAUUUACAUCAGGUUCGGUCUGGUUAGUGCACAUUUAAUUUGGUAGGUAGACAUAAGAUUCUGACACUUUGGAGAAAAUGGCGAGCGCUCCCCCUCCUUACUGCUGGUCAGGGGCGUAACCAGACCUUUAAAAAUUGUAUGCACAGAUUUUCAAA
Lingula anatina is the source of this 1629-nucleotide messenger RNA. Its product is annotated as sarcoplasmic calcium-binding protein-like. The record is from RefSeq and is a predicted model, not a curated record. Lineage: Eukaryota; Metazoa; Brachiopoda; Lingulata; Lingulida; Lingulidae.